CACACACACACACACACACACACAGCUGGUGAGCUUUCCUUCGGUACAGACUGACAGAAGCAGGGCGACCGCUCUAAGCUGCACGCGCUCCGCUCUCCUCCGUCUUUUGCUGUUGACGUAAAAACUUUGAAAGGGCGAAACGUCAAAAGCACAGCUGACAGCGUGCAUCAACCACACAGGAGCGGGACAGAAAAGAAAGAUCAAGUCCGAGCAAAGCGGCGGCGUCGGGAGAAAGAGGGAGCUAUGCCAUCUCCCGCCGAGCAGAGCCCAGUCCUCCUCAGUUGCGUGUCGGAUCUACAGCAUGGUGUCUCUUCCUGGACUCUGGACCUGCUGCCUCGCCCUGGGGAGAACUCGCCUCCUUUCUCUACUGCUUCUGCCUCUGUUAAGCGCCUUUUCAUCCGCCGAGAUCUGCCUCCCGUACCCCGCGCCUUGUCCUAUCCUGUCGCGGAUAGGACACACGGUGCGCCUCGGCGCACUCCUGCCGACCCGCCAGCCGGCACGGAUACAAAACGCGCUCAACCGCGCCCUGGCGAGCAUCCGCCACCAGAGCGGAGGGGCAGACUCCACCACCACGUCCUCCCAGCCGGCUCCUCUGUUGCCCUACAACUUGACCCUGGAGAUGGUGGCGCGAUCCCCCGCUGGCUGGGACCCGGAGUCGCUGUAUCAUAGCGCCUGUCAGGACUUGGUGGUCAGGGGGGUCUCUGCCGUGCUCGCCUUUCCGCGCACCAGGGAAGAACUGAUCCAGGUGGAGUUCCUGUCUUCUUUCCUGGAGAUCCCCUUCAUCUCCAUUCUGGAGGACACAGAACCCCUUGUGACCAAGAAUCAAUUUCACCUACAGAUGUCUGCCCGUGUGCCUCCAUCAAGCCUGGGGAGUUUACUGCUCGCAGUCCUGCAAGGUGGGGAAGGGGGAAGAGAGAGAGGAAACCGAGGAGAUGGCAACUGGGGAGGAGCAGCUGUGAUCUGCCCUGGAUGGGAUGAAGGCAGCGAUGGCUUGCUGACUCACCUGCAGAGGCACAGCGGUCCUGCCUGGCAUUUGUGGGACAUCAUCAACCUGACUCGCAUCACAGGGGGUAGUGAUAGAAGGGGGGAGGCCAGUGAAGAGAAAAGGGAGGAUCAAAUGGAAGAGGAGGCUUUGAACAUCAUCACCACCAGCUUCCUGCGCUCCCCCUCAACUAUUUCCUCUGUGCUUCUCCUGGGGUCUGACCCCGAGUGCCUCUCAUCUGUCCUGCGGGCUGCUCAGCAGCUCGCUUCAUCACUACCUGCACUGCAGUGGAUCAUGGGAUACCCUUUAUCUCCAGAUUCAUUGCACACUUUAGGAGGUCCCCUUGGACUUCUGGCCUAUGGGGAGGUUGGUCGUAAGCCGAUAAGCUUCUACAUACGAGAUGCUUUGCAGAUGAUCGGACGAGCGGUCACGGCAGCAACCAUGGUGAACCCGGACUUAGCGCUGGUUCAGAACAUACUGAACUGUUAUGACAAGCCAAACCAUCUCGAAAUGCCUUCUUCAGGUCAAUAUCUUGCCAGGUUUCUAUCCAACACUUCCUUCAGUGGUUCCACCGGAUUGAUCCAAGUUAAUGCUGAUGUCUCUAGAAUCCUCUCAUCCCAGCUGUUCCAUGUAUGGAGUCUAAAAAGAGGAGCUCUGGGCCAGCCAGCCUGGGUGACAGUAGGACAGUGGACCAGAGGCCGACUGGAGUUAGAAGGGGGUGUCCUAGGACUGGUGGGAGGGCUUGGAAGUAGCCAGGGACAAGGUCUGGGAGCUGGCGUGAGAGGAGGGGAUGGCCAAAGUGAUGGUUACAUAGGAAGCCGUUGGAGGCCAGGACUUUCUGUUGAGGGACAUCGCCUUAGAGUGGUGACAUUAGUGGAACACCCAUUUGUUUUCACACGGGAGGUAGAUAAAGAUGGAACAUGUCCUGCAGGUCAACUCUGUCUGGAUCCUAAAACCAACCGUUCUGACAUAAUCAACGGGCUCUUCAACCGGCUUCACAAUCCCAACUCCUCAACAGUAGACUGGGAUGGAUUUGACAUGCCGGAGGACCUGAGAAAAUGCUGCUACGGGUACUGCAUCGACUUGCUGGAGAAACUUGCAGAAGACAUGGGCUUUACCUUUGACCUUUAUAUUGUGGGAGACGGAAAGUACGGGGCUCUGAGUGGGACUGGACGCUGGACUGGGCUCGUGGGGGACCUGCUGAGUGGAAUUGCUGACAUGGCCGUCACCUCUUUCUCCAUCAACUCUGCCAGGAGCAGAGUCAUUGAUUUUACCUCACCCUUCUACUCCACCAGCCUUGGCAUUCUGGUUCGAAGCCACGACACCGCAGCCCCUAUUGGAGCCUUCAUGUGGCCUCUCCAUUGGUCCAUGUGGGUGGGAAUUUUUGUCACUCUUCAUCUCACUGCACUCUUUCUCACCUUGUAUGAGUGGAACAGCCCCUUCGGGAUGACCCCCCAUGGCAGGAACAGGCUGCGUGUCUUCUCCUACUCAUCUGCCCUCAAUCUCUGCUACGCAAUACUGUUUGGACGCACUGUUGCCACCAAGACUCCUAAAUGCUGGACUGGGCGCUUCCUGAUGAACCUUUGGGCUAUUUUCUGCUUACUGGUUCUGUCCAGCUACACUGCCAACCUUGCUGCAGUCAUGGUCGGAGAGAAGACCUUCGAGCAGGUUUUGGGAAUUCACGACGAGAAGCUGCACCAUCCCUCUCUGGGCUUUCGCUUUGGGACGGUGAGGGAGAGCAGUGCAGAGGAUUACAUGAAGAAGAGUUUCCCAGAGAUGCACGACUACAUGAGACGCUUCAACCAGCCCACUACCCCAGCGGGUGUACACAUGUUGAAGACAGAUCCUCCUGCCCUGGAUGCAUUCAUCAUGGAUAAAGCCCUGCUGGACUUUGAGGUCUCCAUCGACGCAGACUGCAAACUGCUCACAGUGGGGAAGCCUUUUGCCAUUGAAGGCUAUGGCAUUGGCCUUCCACAGGGCUCCCCUUUAACCCGCAACGUGUCAGAGUUUGUGAGUCGCUACAAGUCUGACGGUUUCAUGGACAUGCUACAUGACAAAUGGUAUAAGGUCGUACCCUGCGGAAAGAGAGUCUUUGCAGUCACCGAGACCUUACAGAUGGGGAUCCAGCAUUUUUCAGGCCUCUUUGUGCUGCUGUGCAUGGGGGUCGGUGGAGCCCUGCUGACCUUGGCAGGUGAGCACACCUUCUAUCACCUGGUCAUCCCCCGCCUCCGACGCUCGCCUACACUGCAGUACUGGCUGCACACCAGCCAGAAAAUCCACAGAGCUCUUAACACCGCCUAUGAGGAUGUGGGGAAGGAGCUGACCGGCAUCGACCAAAACCCCUCCUCUUGUAUCUCUGAGAACUGCACCUUACACAGGAAACAGCACCAGCCUCCUCCCCCAUCUCCCCCCAUAUCCCUUCCUGCAUCCUCUACAGCUGGAGACACUGGAAACUCCUCGCCCUCGCAUGACCACAAGGAGAAACGUGUUCACUUUGACCUGGAAACACUUCACAGCUACCGCCUGCGCACGCACACCGCAUCGGUGCGAGGUCGACCUGGAAUGGUCGGUCGUCCUGGGCUCGGCCUGGGUGGGCUAGGACUGGGAACCCUGGGGGGUUUCACCUCCCCCCCACAGAUCAGCCUCCACGCCAACGGUGGCCCUGUCUCGACUUUGGCAUCCACAGGUUUGGUGCUCUCCCCUCUGGGGAACAGGGCGGCCCAGACCAGCCUGUGGGAGGGCGAGCUACAGGAGCUGCAAGUGAAGAUCGAAACGUUCCGCAACCAGCUGAGAGAAGCUCUGGCCAGACGAGCUGAGAUCCAGAGCAGCCUGGAGAGAGAGAGGAGUGGACUGGUGCGCAGGGAUACGAGUGUGGAGAGGGAACGCGACAAACCGAGGGUACAGACAAUCAGCACAGACAGAAGUAGCUCCGCUCAGCCCAAACUCCCUGAGAGAGACAGAACCAGCCAACUGCAAACCCUGAAUAAUCAGCAGACUGGAUCUGGGACUACAGGACAAGUCAGAAGCAGCCAGCUGAACACAGUGAACAGUUUGGACAGAGGAAGAAUCCUUACUUUGAUGGGAGAAAGGAUUGUCCAAUCACGCACUUCUGCUAGUCUGGAGCGAAGUCAAGCCAACCAGCAAAGUGCUGGGAACAUAAGUGUCCAAACGCGGAACACUUUGAGCCUGGACAGACAGAAAACUAACCUUUCACGCACUCUGAACACUUUGGAGAGGACGAAAGCCAACCAGCCGAGCGUGAGCAGCGGAACCUGAUUGGCUGCCUGUUUAAUCCUACUGGUGACAGACAGCCAAUCAGGUGUUACUUACAUACAUAGCCGCGGGAAGAUGUUUUGGAUUAGAUGGUUUCUCAUAAAGAGUUCGAGGACAGAAUACAGCACUGUUUAUUUCAAUUCAGUUCAAUUCAAUAAUACUUUAUUAAUCCCAGAGGGAAAUUAGAGUUUACAUUAUUAUGUACUAUUAUGUAUUAUUAUUAUGUACAGAAAUCUACUAAUUUUUGCAGAAACAAAAAGUUUUGCUUCAAAUUGCAGCUAAAAACUGCAGUGACUUUGUCCAUACAUUCCUGAAUAAGCAAUAUAAUAUUGAAAUGAACUCAAAGUUUAUGUUUUGGUUUAAAUGAAUGGAUGAAUUAGAAUUGGAAAUGUUAAAAAUAUGCAGAUAAGCUAAAAGAUCCAUGAAUCACAACUGAUAAAACGUGCAUACCGUAAAUCCUCUAAUACAGGCCCGGGCCUGUAUUUGACUCAAGCUCAUCAAGCACCAGGCCUUUAUUGGAAGGAGGGCCAGAAUUAGAGGCAGGCCUCUAUUUCUAUUUGAGCAAAAUGAACUAAUGGUUCGCUGGAGUUUUUGACAAUUAAAAUUGCGUACACAUUUUCAAAGUUAAACACAUUUCUUUUAACAACGGUAGUUUCUGCUUCAGCCCUCUCCCCCCUCCCCCUGAGCAGCGGCCGCAAACUCACUGAUGCUCCUGCAGCCUCUCGGAGUUCCUGCUGCUCUAAAUAUUAAAAUAAUUAUUUCAUUUUCUGUUCCUCACUUCUGAUUACCUUCACUGGUGUCUGUUUGUUGCAACCACCAGGUACAAAAACUAACUUGUUUUUAUUUGACUGUUUUUCUGUCCUGCCUGUUUAUUAUCUUCCUGCAUCUCCUCUCAAUCCUAAAGAGAAACUGCUACCUGGGUUCAUUUAUAUUCACCUCAUGAGUUACCUUUGAACUGCAGUUCUAAAAGAUCUACCGACCGCAAAAAUAGCGGAGUGCUCGCUGCUUGGUGGCCGCAUCAGUGAUCGGUGCGUCACCGGAGGACAAGGUGAUGCACCCCGCUCCACAGCAGCGAAACACAUCAGGCGCAAAUAAAAGACAGAAAACAUUAAAGGAAAUGAACCGACAUGAACGAUCGCGUGACAGUACCGACGCUCUGGCACAGCGCGU
Nothobranchius furzeri (turquoise killifish) is the source of this 5425-nucleotide messenger RNA. RefSeq names its product glutamate receptor, ionotropic, N-methyl-D-aspartate 3Ba (gene grin3ba). Gene Ontology annotation, biological process: ionotropic glutamate receptor signaling pathway; monoatomic ion transport. NCBI's taxonomy places the organism in Eukaryota, Metazoa, Chordata, Actinopteri, Cyprinodontiformes, Nothobranchiidae. Gene Ontology annotation, cellular component: plasma membrane. The record is from RefSeq and is a predicted model, not a curated record. Gene Ontology annotation, molecular function: NMDA glutamate receptor activity.